GGCAGUUACCUGUCGGGGCUCCCCGGACAGGCAGCAACGGGGAGGUUUGGGCUGGCUGGGACGGAGGUGCCCACCUAACUUCCUGCUCUCCUGAACUUGCCCGCAUCUGCCCCUUGCAGAGCCGUUACCAGCUGUAAGGGCCGUAAGCGCUGGGCCUGCAGACAUCAUGAGCGUGGGCUUCAUCGGGGCUGGCCAGCUGGCCUUUGCCCUGGCCAAGGGCUUCACAGCGGCAGGUGUCCUGGCUGCUCACAAGAUAAUGGCCAGCUCCCCAGACAUGGACCUGGCCACAGUUUCUGCCCUCAGGAAGAUAGGGGUGAACCUGACACCCCACAAUAAGGAGACGGUGCGGCACAGCGAUGUCCUCUUCUUGACUGUGAAACCCCACAUCAUCCCCUUCAUCCUGGACGAGAUUGGCACCGACAUUGAGGACAGGCACCUUGUGGUGUCCUGUGCAGCCGGUGUCACCAUCAACUCCAUUGAGAAGAAGCUGAUGUCAUAUCGACCAGCCCCCAAGGUCAUCCGCUGCAUGACCAACACCCCAGUUGUGGUACGUGAGGGGGUCACCGUGUAUGCCACGGGUACCCACGCUCAGGUGGAGGAUGGCAAGCUCCUGGAACAGCUGCUGGGCAGUGUGGGCUUCUGCACAGAGGUUGAGGAGGACCUGAUUGAUGCUGUCACAGGGCUCAGCGGCAGUGGCCCUGCCUAUGCGUUCACAGCCCUCGAUGCCCUAGCUGAUGGCGGUGUGAAGAUGGGGCUUCCAAGGCGCCUGGCAGUGCGCCUGGGGGCUCAGGCCCUCCUGGGGGCCGCCAAGAUGUUACUGGACUCAGAGCAGCACCCAGGCCAGCUCAAAGACAAUGUCUGCUCUCCUGGUGGGGCCACCAUCCACGCCUUGCAUGUGUUAGAGAGUGGGGGCUUCCGCUCCCUGCUCAUCAACGCUGUGGAGGCCUCCUGCACCCGCACACGGGAGCUGCAGACCAUGGCUGACCAGGAGACGGUCUCGCCCGCUGCCAUAAAGAAGACUAUCUUGGACAAGGUUAAACUGGACUCCUCUGCAAGAGCCUCCCUGUCCUCUUCGGACCGUGCCAAGCUAUUGGCUCGCAACCUGGCUCCAGUAGGCCAAGACUGAGCAUCCUGGCCGCCUGUCCCCACUCUUCUUUUUUUUUUUUUCGUGCGUUGGUGUCUUCACUUUGUAGCACACCUGUUGGGCUCAGCAGUCUUCCUGCUUAGCCUCACAGGUGCGCGCUAAGACUGCAGGUGUGUGCCAUCACACCUGACUGCUCUGAUUUCUUCUCUCCCGACUCAAGGCUUCUGCCCCGGGGUCUCAAGCCCAAGGCACACAGUGUCUCCACAGUGGUCAACUGCCAUCCAGCCUAGCUCAACCAGGGCCACCUGGGGUCACAGUCAGGCAGGCGCUCGCCACUUCCCUGGGAUACUUCGUGAUCCCUGAGGGAGUGCCCAAUCCAGGAUGGCUUCCUGGGCCUCUUUUCCUCCAGGUUCCUCUGGAGCCCAGGCCUGCUGGGUGCCUUCCCCACCUCCAGUGUCAGCUGA
Molecule: messenger RNA, 1548 nt
Organism: Fukomys damarensis (Damara mole-rat)
Lineage: Eukaryota; Metazoa; Chordata; Mammalia; Rodentia; Bathyergidae
Gene: Pycr1
Product: pyrroline-5-carboxylate reductase 1
Exons: 7
Coding region: 167-1126 (319 amino acids)
Biological process (GO): L-proline biosynthetic process
Molecular function (GO): pyrroline-5-carboxylate reductase activity
Source: RefSeq, a predicted model, not a curated record